Clarias gariepinus (North African catfish) is the source of this 1805-nucleotide messenger RNA. RefSeq names its product kelch-like protein 10. Gene Ontology annotation, molecular function: protein binding. Lineage: Eukaryota; Metazoa; Chordata; Actinopteri; Siluriformes; Clariidae. The transcript is spliced from 2 exons. Bases 1 to 1737 code for a protein of 578 amino acids. The record is from RefSeq and is a predicted model, not a curated record.
AUGAGGAGAAAAACAGAAAAAAAAAGAAUGGAGAGGAGAAAGGAGACAAUAGCCUGCAACAUCUUUAAUGAGCUGCGUUUGGAAAAUAAUCUGUGUGACGUUCUCUUUAAAGUGAAUGAUGCUGAGUUCCAUGGACAUAAGAUCAUCCUGUGUGGCUGCAGCCCUUACUUUAGGGUUCUCUUCACCCAUGGCUGUUAUCCUCCAGAUAAAUUUCAGUACAACAUCCCUGGUGUCUCCUCAGAGAUAAUGGAGUUGAUCAUGGAGUAUGUGUAUGUACAGCGAGUUAACAUUAAAGAGGAAAAUGUGCAUGACCUGCUUAUUGCUGCUGAUUAUCUGGCAAUAAACGGACUGGUGAAUGAGUGCUCCAUGUUCCUGAAGGCUCAGCUGUGCCAGGAGAACUGCAUUGGAAUUUGGCGCUUUGCUCGCUUCUAUUUCUGCAUUGAGUUGGAGCAGCAGGCCUUUCAGUUCAUUCUCCACCACUUUGAGAAGGUGCUGCGUGCGUCUGAGGAGUUCUUGAACCUCUCAGUUGAAGAGCUUUGUGAGAUCAUAGAGAAAAAUGAGCUGAAUGUGAAGCAGGAGAACUUGGUUUUUGACGCCAUCAUACUAUGGAUUGAACAUGCGCCCCUGGAGCGAAAAUCACACAUUGAACUGUUACUGACAAGAGUGCGGAUGGGGCUACUGCCGUCUGACUACAUUAAGAACAUUGCGAAGAACUUAGUGGCAGACAACACAGUGUGUAGACAGAUCAUUGACAAAUUUCUGCUAAACAUCAAUGACCUGAACACAGACAAAUUUCGUAGCUCUGAUCUUGCUCAGCCCCGCCUGCCAAGUGCUGUUCUGCUGGCCAUCGGUGGGUGGAGCCAUGAAGGUUUCACCAAUGCCAUAGAGGCAUAUGAUCCACGAGCAGAGCGCUGGGUCGAUGUGACCUGUAGCAGUGAGAGUCCACGAGCCUAUCAGGGAGCGGUGUAUCUUAAUGGCUUUGUUUACUGCAUGGGAGGAUUUGAUGGCAUGAAUUACACCAAUAGCGUGCGACGGUUUGACCCCAUUACCAGAACCUGGGCUGAGGUUGGCCCGAUGCACUCUUGCCGGUGUUCCCUGAGCGUGUGUGUGCUGGAUGGCUAUAUCUAUGCAAUGGGAGGAUUUGAUGGCAUUGACCGGCUUAACACAGUUGAGCGAUACAAUCCUAAGAACAAUCAAUGGAGUAUGAUAGCACCAAUGCACGAACGCAGGAGUGGUGCAGGCGCAACAGUACUAAGUAGUAAAGUGUUCAUAUGUGGAGGGUUUGAUGGUAAUGAAUAUUCAUUUACAGGAGAAUAUUACAGUCCUAAGACAGACCAGUGGACUCUCCUCCCCCGCAUGGCCAGCAGAAGGACUGGAGUUGGUGUGAUUGCUUACGGUGGACAAGUUUAUGCCAUUGGGGGGUUCGAUGGUGUAAAUCACCUGAGAAGUGCAGAGGCAUAUAAUCCACAGACUAACAUAUGGACGCAUGUUCCAGACAUGAUGGACCAACGCAGCAACUUCGGCAUUGAGGUUCUGGAUGAUCUUCUGUUCGUUGUUGGAGGAAACCACUUUACCACCACCAAUAAUGUGGAGUAUUAUGAUGAGGGAACUGCUGAAUGGUACAAAGUGGAAGACAUGCAUAUAUUCCGCAGAGCUUUGAGCUGCUGUGUGCUGUCUGGUUUACCCAACAUGGCUGAGUAUGCUGCACCCCGAGACCUUCUCUAUAAACACCCCUAAAGUACCCAGAAUUCCCAGAGCAGGAGAAAUGUCUUUUAACCAAGCUAGACAACAUGUCAUUACUUUCG